Messenger RNA from Clonostachys byssicola, 501 nucleotides. The record is from the annotation of a GenBank genome assembly. NCBI's taxonomy places the organism in Eukaryota, Fungi, Ascomycota, Sordariomycetes, Hypocreales, Bionectriaceae.
AUGCUCAAGUUGCUGAGAGAUGGCACUGUGGCCAAACUGUUCAAAGACCGAGGAAUGAAAAUAACGAUUGGUGAAACGGAGAGCGAAACCUACGGAUUGAUAACUUCUGACGUACAAGUCCGCGCUCCAAUCAGAGCGUUCGUCAAAACACUGGCAGAUGCCGGUGUGUCAUUAGAUCGCAUUUUUCGAUAUCGAAGCCAAUUCCGGGCAAAGUGCAUAUCCAAGCUUUAUUCUCCCGAGCUCGGCGUGACACACUCCGUUGACAUGUGUGUCUGGUGGUAUCUGACACGGUUUGGUUUUGAUCAAGACGAGGCAGCAGCAACCAGGGACUGGCUAUCACGGUCACUGAUACCUUUAGUUAAUGGCACACCACUACGAUCCGAUUGCUCCACCAUUAAGCAGUAUAUGGAGUUUACACCUAACGCUGAAAUUAGAGCAGUAGAUGACGUUUACUGGGAUCAGAUGAUUACCCUGUCUGAGAUAUGCGCCGAGACAGUUUGA